GUUUGCGUGACUCGCUUGGAUUGAAAUCAAACCCCGAACUUGCGGGAUUUCUCCUCAACUCUCACUAUGAGUCCCAGAAACGCCUUUCAAGGCAAGGAAUACUUUCUUCAACUCCUGCUAGGCCUCAUCCUCUGCCAAGGAUAUCAGAGUUGAUACUAUCAGAAAUUUCGUCAACAGAUUCUAAAGGAAAUGGUAGUACUACAGAAACAGCAGAGUCAGGAGUUGAAGAAAUGGAGAAAUCAAGUUUUUUGAGCCCAGCUACUGCAUCUCAUCAGUCACCCAUAUCCAAAGGGGAAGAAACAAAGAGAAAAAGUUCAUUGGAAACAGCUUUCUCAUCUUCAUUUGUAGACCCUUUUAGUUUGAGUAUUAGCAUUACGAAAGAAUCUGAAGAAGAAAAAGGAAGUGUUGAUGAUGAUAGUGAUGAUGAUUUUGAUGUAGAAGAAUAUGAAGUGACUUUAGGUGAAGAUGAAACUAUUGACAUCGAAGAUGUAGCUGGAGGUGACUUGGUCUUUGGAAGUGAUGAAGUUAUAGAGACGGUGGAUGAACCACCAGAAUACUUCACUGGCCCAGGUAUCACCCAGGUGUUGUCGAUGGAGGAAUCAGAUGUUGUACUUGCAUCAGAAAAAGUUAUCGCAUAUGAGAAACAGUUGCUGCUUUUAGCAAAAACAAAGAUUGAUGAGCGCUGCUUGGUUAAAGGGUGUCCAGAGCUUGUAGAGAUUUCAACAAAAUAUGUUGCAUCUGCAUUAUACAUUAUCUGGUCAUGUCCUAGGAAGCAUAUCAAACACAGAUGGUGCUCCCAACCACUGCUCAACAAUGGACUACACAGUGGGGACCUAAUGAUAGCAGCAGCAGUUCUGUGCUCGGGAAACAACUUUAGCAAGGUGGAAUUGAUGGCAAAGAUCCUAAAACUGCAUUUUCCAAGCCAGUCAUCAUUUACUCGUAUGCAACGCACCUAUCUUGUUCCUGCGAUUGAAGAAAAAUGGGAUGAACAUCUUCGCAGCUUUCGGGCAGAGCUUGAGGAUAAAGACGUAGUUCUUCUUGGGGAUGGACGUAUGGACAGUCCUGGCCAUUGUGCCAAAUAUUGUACAUAUUCCAUGAUGGAGAAUGACAGCAAGAAGAUCAUUGCGAUUGAAACACUUGACAAGAGGGAGGUGGGGAAGAAAAGCACUAACAUGGAGAAAGCUGGCUUUCAGAGAGCUUUGGAAGAUGUGAGGUCCAGCAACAAUGUCACUGAAGUAGUGACUGAUGCACAUUUACAGAUUGGUGCAUUAAUGAGUAUGUUAAACUCUAAUACACGUAAUAGAAUAAAUGACAUCACUAAACGCCAGUAUCCUCAAAUUAAACACUCCCAUGACAUAUUGCAUGCCGCCAAAAACCUCGGGAAAAAAAUUGUCAAGGCUGGUCAAGAAAAGAGCUGUCGGGAGCUGCUGAACUGGAGCCAAGAUAUAGUUAAUCACUUUUGGCACUGCAGUAAAAUGGCCAACACCCAUGAAGAAUUUUUGGAUCUAUGGGUAGGAGUGCUUCAUCAUGUUCAGAACGAACAUGAAUGGGCAUUGUCAUAUGUCGGUCUGUCACCAGGAUCGUGCUCCCAUGGUGAAUUAGAAGAAAACAGGGACAAAGAAUGGAUAGAGAAAGGAAGCCCAGCACAUCUAGCCCUGACCAAAAUCGUACUUGACAAGCGCUUCCUGAAUAAUAUCCACUACUAUCUCAAUUUCAGGAGUACAUCAAAUUUAGAGAUUUUUAAUAACCAUAUUCUCAUGUAUGCAUCCAAGAGGAUAUCGUAUUCACCACCAGUAUAUAGAGCAAGAAACAUCUUGGCAGCUCUUGACUACAAUUUGAGUGUGGAUCUUCCAACAGAUACUCGAAAGGAUGGCACAACAAGAUAUCAUAGGACUUAUUCCAAGAAGACUGGGAGGUGGACUGUAGUCCAGAGGAAAACUCAGAAGACCUACAGCCAUGUCUCGGAUAUCAUGAGGAAGAUUCUCCAAAGUCGCUUGGAGUCGGUGGGAGGCAUGCACCAGGCAGCUGAACUUGCAGAAGGAGACCCUCGACGCAUUUCCAGAACCAUAGCCCCAAAGUCACCACCUCCAACAACCGAGCUUGUGGUCAAGAAGAAAUCAAGAUUUCAAUAAA
Molecule: messenger RNA, 2133 nt
Organism: Magallana angulata
Lineage: Eukaryota; Metazoa; Mollusca; Bivalvia; Ostreida; Ostreidae
Exons: 12
Coding region: 231-2132 (633 amino acids)
Source: RefSeq, a predicted model, not a curated record